AUGUUUUGGAAGAGGAAAACGAAGAAGAUGUAUUUAAACGGUAUUCCAGUAACAGCAAUAGUUAUGUAAAGAGAAAAAGAUAUUCCUCCAUUAGUAGCACUGCUUCUUCAUUGGACGCUCUGUGGGAGUCGCACCAUCAUCGACUGAGUGAAGCAGGACUCAGCCGUCACUCAGAUUCCAGUGCUGUCCUCACCGAAGAUACCGACAGUUUCAUAAUAGGCCAACGAGUAUGGGUUUCGGGUACCAAACCGGGUCACAUUGCCUUCAUUGGCGAAACCCAAUUCGCGCCAGGAGAAUGGGCCGGUAUAGCUUUAGAUGAACCAAUCGGUAAGAACGACGGUUCAGUGGGAGGGAUACGAUACUUUCAAUGUGAACCGAAGAAAGGAGUUUUUUCGAGAUUGACCAGGCUCACAAGAGUACCAUUAGCCCAAGAAGGUAUGGGUUCUGGAGAAACCUACGCUACGACUCCAUCUCCUGUAGGUAAUGGCACCAGGAGAAGCCCCAUUUCUCCUACCGGAAGCACUAAGGGGUUGUUCCGGACUCCUCCAUCAGUCGCUGGUUCGAUAGCUAGUAUGACUUCAACAACAUCCCACGUGAUUGAUUACAGAAUAGGUGAUCGAGUGAUCAUCAAAAGUGGACAAGGUUCCAAAGUUGGUACAGUCAGAUUUAUAGGAACAACUGAGUUCGCACCUGGAGAAUGGGUAGGAGUCGAAUUAGACGACCCUCGAGGAAAAAAUGACGGAUCCGUCAAUGGAGUUAGGUACUUCGAAUGUCGACCAAACUUCGGGCUGUUUGCUCCGAUUUCAAAGGUCAGUAAGUCUCCCUCAAAAGUAAGGCCGAGUAGUUGUCAGGUUCACCAAGGAGGUCCUGGUCUACCGCCUAGUGGUUUGAAGCGGGCGAAUUCCAAAGAAUCGAUGUCAAAUAUGUCGAUGACGAGUGCAACAUCGAGCAUCAGAAGGGUAAGACUUGGAGUGACGUCAUUAGCUCCAAAGAAAAGUCCGUUAAAAACGACAACCACGCCAAUUCCUACGAGGACAGCUCUUCAGGACGUCUUGAAGGAGAAACAACAGCACAUUGAACAGCUUCUGAAAGAGCGAGAUCUUGAGAGAGCAGAAAUUACCAAAGCUUUAAGCCUAGCAGACGAAGCCGAGCAAAAAUAUAAUACCCUCAGACAAGAGCACGAAAGGUAUCGUUCAGAAUGCGAAACCAAAUUGAAGGAACACAUGAAUCUAUUCAACAAAUUGAAGGAAGACAGACGUGACCUGGUAUCUCAGUUAGAAGAAGAGAAAAGAAAAAAUGAAGAUCUUCAGUUCAGAAUAGAAGAAUCAUCGAUAUCCAAGGAGGACAUAGAGAAAAAAAUGUUAGCCCAAAGUCUUUCAAAUGAGAACUAUGUGGCAAAAAUAAAGGAAUUAGAAGAACAACUAUCUAAAGAACGUGACAAAAUCGAUAGCUAUGAGUCGGAUGCCAACAAACACUUCGAAGCGGAAGAAAAAUUAAUUAGAGCUAAAGAGGAAAUUGAAUCUCUGCGUAAGCAACUGCAGGAAGCUAGAACUAGAGAGCUUUUGCUAGAAGGUUCUAGUGCCACAACUACAUCACUCAUAUCAUCUUUAGAGAAGGAAACAGACCAAUGUAAAAUCGAUAUAGAAGAAAAGAAUGAAAUUAUUUCGGUUCUCAAACAAGAAAUAAAUCAGCUCACCAUCAACUUGAAGAAAAAUUUAGAGGAUAGUACGAACAUGAAGACUGAUUUCGAGGCCUUAUGUAAUGUUAAGGACAAGGAAAUAUGUGAUAUCAAAAAUGAACUUAAUCAAAUGAAUGCAUUGGUACAGGAGAAAAUCGAGGCAUUGUCAAAAAUAAGUUCUGAGAAGCUGAGUGUGGAAGGUUCUUUGGAAAAAGAAAUUGAACGGUUGAAGAUGGACUUGAGUUCCAAAAUUUUAGAUUUAGAAUCAAUGGGCGACAAUAUGAAAGCUAAAGAAGAAGAACUUGGAAAAAUACAAAAAGAACAAGAAGCACUGAUUGAGCAAUUGAAAAAUAAAGGUCAUAGUCAUGAUGAAGUUAUAAAAGAUUUCACGGCAAAAAUUUCAGAACGCGACAAAAAAAUCGAAGAAAUGAGUAAGUUAAAUAGUGUCCAACUAGAAGAAAUCGGGGUUUUGAGAAACGAACUACAAAUGCUGAAGAACGAUAUUGAAACUGCGAAUUUGAAAAUGACAAGUGACUUUGAAAAAACUUUGGGAGAAAAAGAUUCUAAAUUGAAAGAACUGUUGUUGGAAAUUGAUCAGAAAAACGAGGAGUUGUUAAAAAAUAACGACAUUAUUAAAAAUUUGAACAGUGAACUCCAGAAUAAAGCUACUGAAAUAGAUAAAAUAAAAUGCGAAUCCGAUAGGAUUAAGCAAGAAUACGAAAUUAUCAUUUCAAAAAAAAGUUCGGAAAUCGAUCUAAUCUCCGAAAAUUUGAAAGGUAAAGACAUUCUAAUACAAACCCUUCAGACUGAUUUACAAACGACAAAAGUUGAUCUUGAAUCAGUGACCAAUAAUUUGCAACAAUACCAAACGAACUUAAGUGACGUAGAGAUGAAUUUGACGAAAGAACGAGAUGAAAUUAAAGAAUCAUUGAAAUCGAAAAUAAUUGAAUUAGAAGAAGCAAAAUCAGAAUUUUCAAAGAACAUUUCGGAAAGAGAUGAACAGCUUAUUAGUGUCACUGCAGAGCUGGCUGAGAAAAAUAAACAGCUAGAGAAUUUGGUGAGAGAUUUCGAGAGUUACAAGGAAAACAAUGAGUCAUCAAAUAAGGCUUUACUGGAAGUUCAUGGUAAACAAUUAGCUGAGAGUGAAGAAAAAAUCAAGCAGCUCAAAGAAGACAUGCAAAGAAAAGAUGAUGAGGUCACUAGUAAUGCUAUCAAGUUCAGUCACCUGGAAGAAAAGUAUAAAGAAAAGCAGUUAGAAGUUGAUAACCUCACAAUGAGAUUGGAAGAAAUUGCAAAAAUCGAGGAAUCUGAAUCUUUGAAAGUUUCAAAAUUGAAAGAAGAAGCCAUCAUUAUCUUGAAGGAUAAAGAGGCGCUUGAGAAUAAAGUCAACGAUCUUGAAAAAUUGGUAAAAGAGUUAAAGGAUUCAAACGAAAAUUGCAAACAGGAACUAGCCAUUGUAUCUAAAGAACUGGAAUCUAGUGUGGAAACAAUCAAAGAGAAAUCUAAUAAAAUUGAAGUCCUAGAAAAGGAUCUCACCUCUACAAGAGAGAAUUUGGAUGCGGUAUCUAAUGAUUUGAAAAAAUAUCAAGGUGAUUUCACAGAAGUGCAAAUUAGUUUAGAAAAAGAAAGGAAUGAAAAGCUAGUUGCAUUGGAAAAUCAUACCUUAGAACUGGAAGAGGUGAAGAAAGAUUUGACCGAAAAAGUUCGUCGAAGUGAAUUUUCUCUUGCUGAAGCUAAUCUUAAUUUAGAAAAAAAAUCUGAUGAAUUGGAGAAAUUAAAAGAACAGUUGAAUGCAGUAACUAGUCAAAACGAGAAACAUUUAAAAGACAUCAACGAUAACUAUAAAAAGGAAUUUGAAGACUUGGAGAUUCGAAUAUCAGAUUUACUCACAGAAUUGGAAAAUAAAGACAGAAUUAUAGCCUCCUCAACUGAUGCAACAAAUGAGUUGAAGAAAUCAGAUAUUGAAAAAAGUCAUGAGUUGGCAGAGUUGCAAGUCAAACUGAAACAAUCUCUAGAACAAAUCCAAAUUGGAGAAGAAAAUGCCACAAAACUUAAAGGAGAAAUUGAAAGUCUCAAAGCAACCCAGGAAGAAAUUCGUAAACAACUGAGUGAUUCUCAGAAAACUGUUCUUGAACUAUCUAAACACAAGGAACAACUCACUACUGAAAUAGAAUUACACACUUCAACUUCAAAAGAAAUUAGUGAAAAGUUGGAUAAUAUUGCCAAACAACUAGAAGAAAAAGAUACGAUUUUAAAAUCAAGUAAAGAAGAAUAUGAACUUAAUAUGAGAGCGAAAGAUGAAGAGCUUCAGGAACUUGUACAUGAUAGGGAGAAUCUUGAAAAGACGUUAGAGAUCCUGAGAACUGAGCUUGAGGAAAAAAUCAAGGCUGUCUCUAACUCAGAAUAUCAAAUGAAGCAGAUCUUCGAACAAUCAAAUAAAGAUUCCCUCAAAGUUCAAGAACUACAGAAGAGUCUUGAUGAUGCAUUAUCAAAACUUAAAGAAAAGGAAGAAAAACUCUAUGUGCAAAAUCAAGAACUUGGCAAACUAAGAGAGGAAUUGAAGAAGGUUUCGUCGCAGGGAAAAAUAACAAAUGGAGUAGUGGAAUCAACAGAACCAAAUUCGGCACAGACUAAAUCAAAGAAUGAUUACAAGCAGCUGCUGGAGGAGAAGUUAUUGAUUGAAGGUCAAGUCGCAUUCCUUAACUCCAUUAUAGUGGACAUGCAGAAAAAA
Messenger RNA from Leptinotarsa decemlineata (Colorado potato beetle), 4409 nucleotides. It is a transcript of the gene CLIP-190, whose product is annotated as Cytoplasmic linker protein 190. NCBI's taxonomy places the organism in Eukaryota, Metazoa, Arthropoda, Insecta, Coleoptera, Chrysomelidae. Gene Ontology annotation, biological process: cytoplasmic microtubule organization. The record is from RefSeq and is a predicted model, not a curated record. Gene Ontology annotation, molecular function: microtubule plus-end binding. Gene Ontology annotation, cellular component: nucleus; microtubule plus-end; cell cortex.